Molecule: messenger RNA, 1665 nt
Organism: Perca fluviatilis (European perch)
Lineage: Eukaryota; Metazoa; Chordata; Actinopteri; Perciformes; Percidae
Exons: 5
Coding region: 98-1072 (324 amino acids)
Source: RefSeq, a predicted model, not a curated record
GAGUCCACACAACCAGAACUCAAGAUUUAAGGUGCAGUCGUUUGAAAUAUCAGAGAGGACAGCUUCAGUUCUUCUUUCAUUUCAUUCAUAACUAACAAUGGCUGCUGCUGAUGAUGCUGUUGUUGCUUUUGCUGACUUUUGGAGACUAGUAGAUUUCCUGGUAGAGCAAGAGCCUUUCAGACAGAAUACUUUCCUGAUCAUCGAUAAAAUGGUUGAACUGGAGUGGCGGAGACCUACUACGGGGUUAGUGGAUGAGGUUCUUCACAGCAUCUUCUUUUUGGGAAAAAUUAACACGCUGCCAUUUUCCCCUCAAGAUAUUCUGAGUGAUGAUUUAUUGUUAAAUACAUUUAAGGACCAAUACCCUCGGCCUUUUGACCUCUACUCCUCUGAGGUACCCAGGCGGAGUCCAUUUUCAUGUGUGCUCGACAUGUUUGUCAACGAGCAUGGACGAAACAAUGAAGGAGCAAUCAGACAGCAGCUGAAAGACUUCAUCCGUACACUGAGGGGGGAUAAUAAAAAAAAGCCUCUGGUCUCCACAGCCAUCUGUGUCUCUCAGAGUAAUCCCCCAGGUUCAGACAGGUACUACGGAGUCUCCAUAUCCGCUAAUAGCCCUUUAGCCCGGAAAAUCCUGAUCGGUGCUUCCUGUCUCAGGAACUGGGAAAGAUAUGUACCUGAUGCAGUGAUGACCUUCUAUCCAGGUGUUAAUGAAAAUAAAUAUUUCGAUGGAACCAUCAGAGUUCCAGAGAAUGUCCGGUGUGAAACGUUUGAUCUCUAUGACGGAAGUUUAAAGCCUCCUUGUAAAGCAUGUCGUGAGUUGUUCGGUUUGACAGGAGGGGCCACAGAGGACAUAAAUAAAAAUGUCCCCCAUGGCAACUGUGCCGAAGCUGAAAGUCUGAGCAACUUGUUUCGAAGAGAAACAACAGUUAGAGAUCAAGCAAAACCAAGAUCUGAAAAGUACACAGAGGUGAACAGAUCUAAGGCUGAAGAAAGCGUCCGUAAAAUGCUUCAAAUUUUUUUGUCCAGCCCUAACGUAUUUACUCGAUGGAGAGAUGGUUUCUACACCCCACAGUAGGUCAGAUCUUAAAAGGACCAUGUGCUUUAGUCCUGAUUCUUUCCUGAUACAUGAGUGUGAUUUUCAUUAAAUAAAUUUAAUUAAAAAAAAAUAUAUAUAGAAUCUGCAGAAAUUAAUUGCUUUUAAAAAUUGUCGCAAAAAAUCACGAAACAUUCGUUAACUGAUUGUUUUUGCCACUCGUAGGUUAAAUAUUAAACUGGUUCCUGAAGGUGGAGGUCAUGUGAUCCCAGCUGUUAAUAUAUCCUGCUAAUGCUCCAGCUACUUACUACCAUAACAAUAAAGAUAUGAAUGCAUUCAUGGAAAACAUUGUAAACCAAAUGUGUCAACAACACAUCUCUUCCUACUGAACUCUGACUAACAAGAUGAUGAUAUUAAUAAUAAUCCUUCCAUGUGUCUCUGUGUGUGUCCUAUCUUAAGCUGAUGUUCUUCUCUCUGAUUCUGGCUGUUCUCAGUUUUAUCUUCAUGGUUCAAGUCUUAUUAGAGGCUCUUCACAUCUAAUAUAAUAUAAUGUGUCAACUGUUUGAGUAAAGCAUGCAGAAUAUAUAAACCAUAAAUAUACCAUGUUGUUUACAAUAAAAUGAUGAUGAUGAAAA